Molecule: messenger RNA, 1842 nt
Organism: Balaenoptera musculus (blue whale)
Lineage: Eukaryota; Metazoa; Chordata; Mammalia; Artiodactyla; Balaenopteridae
Product: ubiquitin thioesterase otulin-like
Exons: 1
Coding region: 117-1175 (352 amino acids)
Biological process (GO): protein linear deubiquitination
Molecular function (GO): cysteine-type deubiquitinase activity
Source: RefSeq, a predicted model, not a curated record
UAGCCGGCAGGCAGCAGCGCUGCAGUGGCGGCCACUGCCGGGUGCCCCGACGGGAGGGGCUCCGGAUCGCUGGGAGGCGGCCGAACCCCUGCGGCCCCGCCGCCGGCGGAGGCCCCAUGAGUCGGGGGACGAUGCUUCAGCCCGGAGCGUGGCCGGGGGAGAGCUGUGCCGAGAAGCCGGCGCGGGAGGCGGGGGCCGCGGCGCUGGAGGGCGAGAAAGCUGUGGCCGGGGGGCAGCCGCGAGCCGCGGUGCGGUGCCCGGCCGAGCACGAGGAGGACAUGUAUCGUGCGGCGGAUGAAAUAGAAAAGGAGAAAGAAUUACUUAUACAUGAAAGAGGGUCAUCAGAACCCAGAUUAAGUGUAGCUCCUGAAAUGGAUAUCAUGGACUAUUGCAAAAAAGAAUGGAGGGGAAAUACGCAAAAAGCAACAUGUAUGAAAAAGGGCUACGAGGAGGUGUCUCAGAAAUUCACCUCCAUCAGGCGAGUCCGUGGAGAUAAUUACUGCGCGCUGAGGGCCACGCUCUUCCAGGCCAUGAGCCAGCCAGCCGCGCUGCCCUCCUGGCUGCAGGACCCGGAGCUCACGCUGUUACCAGAAAAACUCAUAAGCAAAUACAGCUGGAUCAAGCAGUGGAAGCUUGGACUGAAGUUUGAGGGGAAGAGCGAGGCCCUGGUUGAUAAAAUUAAGGAGUCCCUCACUUUACUGAGGAAGAAGUGGACAGGCUUGGCUGAACUGAGAACUGCUGAAGCGAGGCAGAUAGCUUGUGAUGAACUGUUCACGAAUGAAGAAGAGGAGUACAGCCUCUACGAAGCUGUAAAAUUUCUAAUGCUAAACAGAGCCAUCGAACUAUAUGAUGAUAAAGAGAAGGGAAAGGAAGUACCAUUUUUCUCUGUGCUUCUGUUUGCUCGGGAUACGUCAAAUGACCCCGGACAGCUGCUGAGGAACCAUCUCAACCAGGUGGGACACACCGGUGGCCUUGAACAGGUUGAGAUGUUCCUUCUCGCCUACGCCGUGCGCCACGCCAUUCAGGUGUACCGGCUCUCCAAGUACAGCACCGAAGAGUUCGUCACCGUCUAUCCCACCGACCCCCCCGGGGACUGGCCGGUGGUGACCCUGAUCGCCGAGGAUGAUCGGCACUACAACAUCCCCGUCAGAGUGUGCGAGGAGACGAGUCUGUGAGACACGCUCGGGCGGCCCGGCGACUCGGCCAAGGUGCACCGGCGGCUCCUCGGCUCGGGCCUCGGGCCCGCAGGCCCCUUGGGGUGAGCUCUGAGCACUCUUGGGCCCUGUGAGCCAAGCUGGGCUGGAAUGCUCUGAAGACUAGCUUUUGAUAAUCAGAAUUAAUCAAGUUUUUUCCCUCACCUAUGAUGCAAUAUGUUUCACUGGGGGCCUUCAGAGCACACCUGUUGACAGGUGCAAACUGCAUCUCCAUAAAACAAACACAUUUGUAUCAGCGGAGACUUACUCUGGAGAGGAAAAUACGCUCAGAGCUCUCUCUAGUCGUAAACUGGCUUUCCGUUGUUUUUGAAGAUGGUAAUUUUUUUGUUUUGGUGGUAACGGGUCUCUGCAGUGCCCUUCCUGUGCACCUAUGCAGUCUGCUUACAUGGUAGGGUUCUGGGACAAAGCCUGCCAGUGGCCCAGCUGUAACAUCCUCUGAUAGUCUCAUCGAGCAGUGGUUUGGAUUUACACGUUAAUUAAAGCUCUUCUAAGCAGAUUGUCUAAUGGAAGGUUAGGAACUGGGUCCCCAGUAGUGAGUUAUUUAAAGGCUGGAGAAGGAGCUGCAGGGAGAGGCAGUGGCAGCAGGACGUCCUGGCUCUGAAGAACGUGACAGGCGCCUGCGGUUGGG